Messenger RNA from Striga asiatica, 1576 nucleotides. Lineage: Eukaryota; Viridiplantae; Streptophyta; Magnoliopsida; Lamiales; Orobanchaceae. The record is from the annotation of a GenBank genome assembly.
CACCUUUAAUCCGGUACAAUCCUAACAUACAAAAGCGCUGUUGUAUGAUUGAUUUAGUUCUUGGCCGCACUCCUUUAAUCCGGUACAAUCCUAACAUACAAAAGCGCUGUUGUAUGAUUGAGUUAAUUCUUGACCGCAGUGCAGUGUGGUUCAUUAUCAUUUAUCGUCUGCUACAUGCACAAUUUUCUGUGCACGCGAAAUGAAACCUUCCAUUUGGAAAGGCGAAAAUUAUCGUGAUUAGACUAAUCGAAAUAAAAGCAGUAAUGACCGGAACCCUAUCCUUCUCUCCAUUCUUAUCUCUCAAGCCCUAUACCAAGAGAUUGGCAACGAAAAUGUCAUCAGCAGCCAUCAAAGACGUCGGAAUCCCAGCUGGGUCUCUGGCGAUUAAACCACCGGCUCACCCCACUUACGACCUCAAGGCCGUCAUACAGUUGGCACUCUCCGAGGACGCCGGCGAUCGAGGGGAUGUGACUUGUAAAGCAACAAUUCCUUUUCAAAUGGAAGUCGAAGCACAUUUUCUGGCAAAGGAGGAUGGGAUCGUGGCUGGUAUUUCGCUAGCAGAAAUGAUAUUUAAUGAGGUGGAUCCCUCACUUAAGGUCAACUGGUAUAGAAAAGACGGUGAUAGGGUACACAAAGGCCUACAAUUUGGGAAAGUACAGGGAAGAGCGCACAGUAUAGUUGUUGCUGAAAGGGUUGUCCUUAACUUUAUGCAGAGAAUGAGUGGAAUAGCAACUCUAACUAAGGCCAUGGCUGAUGCUGCACAGCCUGCAUACAUUCUGGAGACUAGAAAAACUGCUCCUGGCUUACGUUUGGUGGAUAAAUGGGCGGUCUUAAUUGGUGGGGGCCAGAAUCACAGAAUGGGUUUGUUUGAUAUGGUCAUGAUAAAAGACAAUCAUAUAUCAAUAGCUGGAGGUAUCACGAAUGCUUUGAAAUCCGUGGACCUUUAUUUACAGCAAAAUAAUCUUCAAAUGGGUGUUGAGGUUGAAACAAGGACUCUUGAGGAAGUAAAGCAAGUUUUACACUAUGCGUCCACAACCAAGACGUCGUUGACUAGGAUAAUGCUGGACAAUAUGGUGGUCCCGUUAUCUGAUGGGGACGUUGAUAUAUCCAUGCUUAAAGAGGCUGUGGAUUUGAUUGACGGAAGUGGUGCACUGACUCAUUCAGUUAAAGCACUAGAUAUUUCCUUGAAAAUCGACACCGAGCUUGCUCUUGAAGUUGGAAAGCGUACAAAACGAGCAUAAAGAUGUUUCAACUCAAGUUUUUUCUUUUCCUUCAGCUUUCGUGCAACUGAACUUGCCCAUUUGUUUAAUGUUGCUGGGAAGAGUAUCCUGAAAAACAAUUACGUUAGUUUAUUUAUUUUACGCUAAGUUCCGUGAAUUGUUGGUCGAAUAAAUGUGAGAGAUAGGUGCAAUCCUCCCAGUACUGGAAAUGUCAGAGCAUGCAUUUCUUCUUUAUUCGACUAUUUUGAUGCAGUCAUAGAUGUCAUCUGGACGAAUUAAUUUGUUUCUGCUUUAUGUUUUUCAUUCAGUUUUGCUGAUUUUGACGUAUAUGAAAAAUUUGUUCAAGUGAGUUUAAA